Molecule: messenger RNA, 1775 nt
Organism: Cydia splendana
Lineage: Eukaryota; Metazoa; Arthropoda; Insecta; Lepidoptera; Tortricidae
Product: sodium/hydrogen exchanger 9B2-like
Exons: 11
Coding region: 65-1615 (516 amino acids)
Biological process (GO): proton transmembrane transport
Cellular component (GO): membrane
Molecular function (GO): antiporter activity
Source: RefSeq, a predicted model, not a curated record
UUAUAUUAUAAAUAUAAUAUAAACAACUGUAAAUAGAACUCGAGGAAGCGAUCUGAUCAACACCAUGACUAACAUAACCACAGGUGCAAACUAUCAGAAUCAUCAAAAAUCCUAUGACAAGUGGUGGCAAAAGUUCUGCCUACGGUGUCAUCAAGAAGACCAAACGCCAUCAUGGGAACCGGCGUGGUGGGGAAGGGUUUUCCCGUUCCCCAUUUUCUCCACUUAUAGGCAAAGUGCACAGCAACUUUUAAUUAUUAUGUUCUUUCUCCUGUCAUGGGGAAUAUUAUACGCAGAAAUAGGGGAACCGGUAAGUUUAAACGGAGAAAUUCUCAGCAUGACACUGCUAGUCAUCGCGGCGUACUUAAUCGGGUGGUUGUGGCUGAAAAUUACCACAUUGCCGGCACUUAUAGGAAUGUUGCUGACCGGGAUCAUAUUUCAAAACGCCGGGCUUGUGCAUAUGACCGAUAAUUAUAGAAAACUUAACCAGGAUUUGCGAAAAGUCGCUCUAGUUAUCAUACUAACGCGUGCUGGGCUCGGUUUGGAUGCUAAAGUCCUACGGAAGCACUACGCAGCAGUUCUUCAACUAGGCCUUUUACCUUGGCUAGUAGAGUGCAUAUGUAUCGCCAUUACUACACACUACCUUCUAGCAUUGCCUUGGAUUUGGGGUUUCCUCCUAGGCUCUAUGAUAGCUUCAGUGUCGCCUGCCGUUGUAGUUCCAUGCCUGUUCCGAUUAAAGGAUGAAGGAUAUGGAGUCGCUAAAGGUAUACCGACAUUGCUGCUCGCGGCUGCUGCUAUCGACGACUCGGUCAGCGUAGCUGUGUUCUCAAUUAUACUUAAUGCCAUGUUUUCCACUGGGUCCGUUACUUGGAACAUCAUAAAGGGCCCAUUAUCCAUCGUCGCUGGCGUUUUACUCGGAUCUUUGUGGGGUGCCAUGACUUCCGUUAUUCCGGAAAAAGACGACGUUUACGUGGUUCCUUUAAGAUUUCUGGCCUUGUUUCUGGGCGGGCUGUUCUCAUUAUUCAUAUCAAGUCUAAUUGGAUGGAGCGGUUCAGGUCCACUAGCCAUUGUCUCUUCUGGAUUUAUCGCAGCGUAUUAUUGGGAAAAGCAAGGUUGGCCCGUUAACAAGAAUCCAGUAAGCAAUAUAUUCAGAAUAUUAUGGAUUUUCUUUGAGCCAAUACUCUUUGCGUUUACUGGAGCCCAAAUAACGAUAAGUGCUCUGGACCCACAAGUGGUAGCCAUGGGCGCGGUCUGCCUGAUUAUCUGCCUAGUAUUGCGAUUAAUUUCUACACUUCUGGUCAGCUUUGGCUGUGGGCUGAACGUAAAGGAGAAACUAUUUAUUGGCUUAGCAUGGAUGGCUAAGGCUACUGUUCAGGCGGCACUUGGCCCUGCAGCGUUAGACAUAAUAAACAGCGGAAAUAGUUCUGGUGGUCCUGAGGAGUUAGUCUAUGCUAAAGCACUUUUGACUGUCAGCGUCCUUAGCGUCGUCAUUUCAGCUCCUAUGGGAGCCAUCUUCAUCGCACUGACCGGCCCCAGGUUAUUGACCAAAGAUGAAACAACAACAUCUUCAGAUGAAGAAAACCGCCGUCAAACGGAGCUAUCGUCAAUACAUCUUUAAGAUGGCAAGUGCUCGUUCCUCUUCAGCCCAUAAUUAACUUCCAGACAAGCUACUUUCUUAAAACCUCUUGAUUUUACUUGGUGCAGAAAGAUCUGUAUUAUAGGAUAAGAAAUUUUAUUUAAGAACAUAUAUAUGUAAGCGGCUGAAAUAAGUAAAUAUA